CCAUGGAUAUAAAAAACUCAUAUCUGGGUGGUUCUGAUAACUUUCUUCUUUUAGCAGGUGCAUCACUUGUGCAAGUGCCCAGAGCACAGCAGCCAAUGCCAUCUUACGAAUUUCAGCACCAGGUGCUCAAGAACUUCAAUAUACUUCGCCUUGCGAUACAACAACAGGGGGAACUCUUGUCAAGCCUAAUGCCUCUUCAAAACUCCCUCACUGAGGCUCCCAAGCUGCUAGAGAACCCGCUCAGCUCUGUAGAAGAAUUCGAAACGUUUGAAGGGCAGCUAACACCAGACCGUGAGAAGCAGUUAAUCCUGGAGCUUUCACUGCUCGGGGGAAACUCCACAAAAGUUGCAGUUCGCAGGAUAAUGUCGUAUGUUCUCAGCAAUGAACUGGGACGCCAGUACAGUUGGGAAGGAAGAAAGGGUAAAUUACCCUUGCGAGACCUAAACCUGCCAAAACUCAUCCUGCGUACCAUUCACUCUCACAAAAAAUUUGUCAAAACUACACGGUACGAAGUAGAGCACCAGAUAAAAGAGUGGCUACGCCAUGCGAGGGACAGGGCAGAAAGAGCAAGUGUUCCUAGAAGGGUCCAGGCACAAUCAACAGCAUGAAUGCAGAUCUCUCCCAAGUUGUAAGAGUGCUCGACGGCCCACUAUGUCUCACGCCACCAGAGUUUGUUUUAGUUGUGUUUUUUUAGUUUUUGCUGCUGAAUGCGAAAGGUAUGUAUUGAUACCUGUUCAUUCAGUUUCUUUAUUAAUGUAGCCAUUUUAUUUCCAGUUCUUGAGAGUGCUCGAGGCAUAUGCUAU
This is a messenger RNA of Ornithodoros turicata, 803 nucleotides long. RefSeq lists its product as uncharacterized. NCBI's taxonomy places the organism in Eukaryota, Metazoa, Arthropoda, Arachnida, Ixodida, Argasidae. The record is from RefSeq and is a predicted model, not a curated record. The transcript has 5 exons. Bases 3 to 608 code for a protein of 201 amino acids.